AUGUUUUAUGAGCAAUCAUUCUUUUAUCAUCCGCCAUUGACGUUUUUUUUUCCUUUUCAUUCGAAAUUUGUUUCUAAUUCUUUUUUCUCUAUGAACCUUUCACUUUGUCUCUCUCUCUCUCUCUCUCUCUCUCUCUCUCUUUCUUUAUAUAUUUAUAUAUAUAUUCUUUCUACAUCCAUUUCACACAGACCUCAGAGAGUCUCUUCCCUCUCUCUCUCUCUCUCUCUCUCUCUCUCUUUUUCUUUCCUUUGUUUUUGGUUCCUGUUAUUACUAUUGUCACGGAUCAUUCUUUUUAUUUUCAACAUCUUUUUUUUUCCUUUUUUCUUUUACCAUUCUUAUAUUUUUUUUCCUCUCUCUCUCUCUCUCUCUCUUUCUCUCUUUCUUUCUUUCUUUCUUUCUUUCUCCCAAAUUAUUACUAUUGUCUUGAUCAUUCUUUUUAUUUUUCGGCAUCUUUUUUUUCAUUUUCCUUGUACAUUCAAAAUUUGUUUCUCAUUCUUUUCCUCAUAUGAACCUCUCACUUUGUCUCUUCCAACUCUCUCUCUCUCUCUCUCUCUCUCUCUUUUCUUUCUUUUCUUUCUUUCUUUCUCCCAAAUUAUUACUAUUGUCUUGAUCAUUCUUUUUAUUUUUCGGCAUCUUUUUUUUCAUUUUCCUUGUACAUUCAAAAUUUGUUUCUCAUUCUUUUCCUCAUAUGAACCUCUCACUUUGUCUCUUCCCAACUCUCUCUCUCUCUCUCUCUCUCUCUCUCUCUUUCUUUCUUUCUUUCUUUUCCCUCCCAAAUUAUUACUAUUGUCUUGA
Messenger RNA from Acanthosepion pharaonis, 795 nucleotides. The record is from the annotation of a GenBank genome assembly. Lineage: Eukaryota; Metazoa; Mollusca; Cephalopoda; Sepiida; Sepiidae.